CUCUCUACGACAACUCUUAUCCUUGUGUGUUCAAGCAGAGUAUUUUCGCCGACCAUGGAGCGUACAGUGCUCAAACAAAAGGAUCGGUUCCAGUUGAGCUACGACCUCCCACAUGAAGCCUACGAUGCGCACGUCUAUCCUCGACAAUCCUCCAAUGGUUCCACUGUCGUAAUAUACGGUCACGACGAAGGUGUCCGCAUCGCCUGGUAUGCUGGGAAAUCCUUCAGACCGGCUAGGAAGGAUGCUGUACCCGCCAAGGUCAACGGGACUGCAAAGGCAGAUGCCAUGGUGAUUGAUCUGGACGAUGACGAUGAUGAUGACCGACCGAGAAAAGGACAUCCUCCAGCGCCGGCCGAAUUCGAGCAGGAAGAGCAGGAAAUAGACCCAGCCGCACCAUACGCAGAUUUCCUGAGGUGUAUUGACAUCCCGUUGGGCACGGCGGCGGUACGUAUCGCGGUGCCCAAUAUUGUGAAGGACCUCGAGCAAGCUCCUCCUGAGUCGUGGCCCUCACUGUACCUAGACCAUAUCGUGGUGACUGUGGCUUGUGCAGACCUUAGUAUUCGCCUCAUCUGUGCUCCCCUGAAUCCCCCUGCCCCAGGUGAAGAGGAUGCAUCCAAGCUGGGAAUCGAUACCAUCAAGAUCUACGGACCAAAUUCGCACCAAGAUUUCAUAUCAGACAUCGCGAUUACGCACACUGCGAGCGUCCAGGAUGAGAAAGAUGGCAGCGAGCAACAACAAGGGAGUCAUGUUGGCUCAAAAGCCGAUCAGUCCUCAAUUUCACGCCAAUGGUCCUUACUCAUAGCCAGCAUCUCGUCCACCGGAGGAGGAUUGCUACUCAUCCACCAGGUACCGGUGCAGUCUCACUCAAUCUCGUCAGCACCCGAGCAUCACUUGCCCAUCAGGAGGCAAUAUCUACGGUCGUCUGCUAUGAGUGCAAAGUUGGCGUUCAACACAUGCUCGUAUCCCGCCGAACGGCACUCCAGCCUACUCAUUACCCUCUCGUCUGCCUCGUGCGUCAAGCUGUAUCAAGUAUUUCCCACCUAUUCUCGUGAGCGAAGAGGUUCCACUGCCACUGCCGAUUCUGUUUCUACGACACGGUCUACGAAGACUGCAAGCAGCUCUCGUGGGAAGUUCCUCAUGAGCUUCCUCCCGCCUUUUCUAUCGAAUACCGGCGGCAAUGUCACAUCAAGGAGGAAAGGCGUCCUCGACGCGCGUUGGGUUGCUGAAGGACGGGCCAUACUAGCUUUACUCGAGGAUGGCGAAUGGGGCAUAUGGGACCUUGAAGCUGUCGGGCCGUCCUCGUCCAACACAGGAGCGAACUUGAUCCGGGGGCAGGCCAAUAUCUCAGGGAUCCAUGGGGGAUCAUUGACCAAGUUCGCAAUCCGAUCAAUCAUAUCCUCACCUACCGAAACGAAGCAGAAAACAGCGAAUGCCGAGGAACAGCCUGCGUCGGGCAGUCUAGCUCCCAUGACCCCUUCGACACGGAAAGUGCGUUCCGAGGGUCUCUUCAGCGGGCUUAAGGAAGACUCGACGACAUCAAAGCCUCAGAAUCCACGAGGUAGCAUUUACGUAGAAGCCGUCCAGAGCGGACGGCCCCACGACGAAUGUGCCGUGAUAAGCUACGGCGACGAGAAUGUCUUCAUAUCGUCAGUGCAAUCGGUAUGGAGGUCCGACAUCAAACCGGUUCGCUUACCAGCAGUGAAACUUGGUGGUCAAAAUCCUCUCCGUUUCAGCUUGCUCCCGAAACCACGAGCGGGCGCCGAGUCCUCGGGUCUCUUUGGCAUAUCGGCGUCCACGCCUGACUUUUUCAUCCAAACCAAUCACCGCCUCAUCCUAUCUGUGAGCCCUGUGACAGAUGCAGUCAACGCCACCUCCAACCCGUCCACGCAUGCCGCCGCUUCGCUCGGCCCAGAGGCUUCUGACCAAGCUCUACUUGCAUCAGGUGUUCUCGACGUCGACGGCAUGGACCGUUUGCUGGACCAGAUGGGCGGCGGCGGCCGCCGCCGCGGCCCUACGACGACUACUACUACUUCAUUCAAAUCCAGACCCAUGAAUAUCUUCACGAAGAGUGUGGGGUUCCAGGUCGACAAUGAUGGUGAUGAUGAUGCUGAUGAAGAUGAUGAGAACUAUGCCGGUGACGAUGUCGAUGUCGCCAUGGCAUCACCUACGCCGACGAAGUUUGCCUCUCUGAAAGUCGGCAACUCUUCCAGAAGAUUCGGGCCAGGCAGUCAGGUGUCCCAGAGGCGAUUAUUCACUUGAAGACAAACCAAAAAGAAAAGCAAAUCAUGUACCUCCCCUGUCCAAAAUUUGGGACUGGACUUGCCGUAAUACACAUGGCUCGAGCUUUUCGUCACACACACACCCCCCCUUUUGUACGAUACCCAACUCUGCUGCUCAUCUUGUUCCGCACGA
Molecule: messenger RNA, 2412 nt
Organism: Exophiala oligosperma
Lineage: Eukaryota; Fungi; Ascomycota; Eurotiomycetes; Chaetothyriales; Herpotrichiellaceae
Exons: 2
Coding region: 55-2259 (734 amino acids)
Source: RefSeq, a predicted model, not a curated record